GUUAGCGAUGGCGGUUGCUAGCUACCGUUAUUUAGACAGUUGGUUAUCUCGCUUUAUAACACGGUUAUAGUUUUAAAAAAAAUGUGAUAUUGAGUUUUAGAAAUGUUGUUUUUGGGAGCGAAUGAAGUGUGUGACAGUGACAGGAGUUAAAACGGUUGUAAUUUUGCCGGAAACCGGGAAUUAACCUGCUGCUAGCUAAAUGUUAUUAGCCUGUUAGCUAUUUGGCGUCUUCACGCGACAGUUAAUCCUAACGCCCACCUGCGUUACCUGAGCCUGUCAUUGCAUUUGUCACCCGGGUGUCCGAGGUGAAGUAGGCAGUACCGUUAUCUGAGGCAGCUGUAGAGUAGCGAUGCCUGGCUUUGGAUUUGAUAAAGAAGAGUCGGACAGACUGAUCGAGAAAGCAAAGCUGUGUCUCAGAGCAGGACAGAAGGAGAAAGCCCUGCAGAUGUUAUAUGAAGCACAGAAAAUCUACCCCAGCACCCGAGCCCGAGUCCUCAUUGAUGCUAUCGUGAAGAAUGGGAGUGCUGCCGCCCCGGAGACCGAGCGAACAUACACACCGCCGCCUGGGUGGAGGAACACGGAUGAGGACAUCCCCAGCCAGCAGCAGCACCACCGUUACAGCACAGGAGGCGCUGGUGAGGUGUCCAGCGAUGACAAGAAGAGUUAUACUGAAGAGCAGAGACAGGGAGUCCUAAGAAUACAGCGAUGUAAAGAUUUCUAUGAGAUUCUGGGUGUGCCGAAGGAUGCCAGCGAUGAGGAUCUGAAAAAGGCCUACCGCAAGCUUGCGCUACGCUUUCACCCAGACAAGAACUGUGCUCCUGGAGCUACAGACGCUUUUAAAGCUAUUGGUAAUGCCUACGCAGUGCUGAGUAACCCAGAGAAGAGGCAGCAGUAUGAUCAAUAUGGAGAACAGGGUGCCACAGAGACAGCUAGUCACUCCUCAGCCCAGCCUCGUUAUACUCACACACACCACCGAACCUUCCACAGGGACUUUGAGGCUGACAUCUCACCAGAAGAGCUCUUCAACAUCUUCUUUGGUGGCAGGUUUCCAACAGGAAACAUUCAUGUAUACACAAACAGAGGAGCUUCUUAUUCCCAUUUCUACCAGCCACGCAGACGGCGUGCGUAUGAGAGACGGGAGGAGGAAGUACAGGAGAACCGCAGCCAGAAUACAUUCACAGCUUUCCUGCAGCUUCUGCCUGUCCUGGUGCUCAUCCUCAUCUCUGUAAUAACCCAGCUGAUGGCCACUAACCCCCCUUACAGUCUUUUCUACAAACCCUCCAUGGGUUUGGUGGUGUCCAGGGAGACGCGGCAUAUGGGCAUACAGUAUUAUGUAGAUAAGAGCUUUGAGAAGGAGUAUCAUGGGGUAGCACUGGAUGAACUGGAGAAAACCAUCGAGAGUGACUACAUAGACCAUCUUCAGAGCAGCUGCUGGAAAGAGAAGCAACAGAAGUCGGACCUGGCUAACCUGGGUCAGCUUUAUCGGGAUGAGCGGCUGAAGCAGAAAGCCGAGACCAUGAAGCUGGACCACUGCGAGAAGUUGCACCGCAUUAUAGGACGCCAGAGGGGCAACUAAUGGAGGACCUCCUCUAUCAAAUAACAUGGUCUUACCCAGAUAUAAAAGGUUUUAGUGUCUGUGAUUAAUCUGUGCAGUGAUUUAAUCACUUUAUUUAGAGAGAGAGAGUUUAUUGGAAAUGCGGUGCCAUUUAGUCCUGCUGAACAGGUAAUGGCACCAGCAUGCUGAAUUGCACUGGAGCUGCUGGAAGUGAACAAUUCGGUCAGCUUUUUGCGACAGUGAAACGUAGCCUCAUCGCAGAGGACGUGUUUUUGUGUAUUUGUGCGAGAGCUGGGUUUUACUUCCUUACAUUAAGGAAUUUAGGCUCCAGAUGCACGGAUACUUAGAUUCUUCUGUAUACACUCUAAUUUAAUAUGCCUGAGUUUUACUAGUAUAGUACAUAGUCAAUAUAAAAUAACUUAAUUUGAUUCAUAUUUAUUUAUUUUUCUUUUUAUGUGCACAGAGUUAGAUUUAAUUGGGGUUAAUCAGGAGUUGAACGCUAGGAAUUUUUUUUUUUCUUCUUUCCUUGCUGACCUAUAAAAGAUGAAUGCAGACACACAGCCCUAAACCACUGCUUUUAAAAGCUCUUCCAGAUUAGUGCAAGGUGUUUGCAUAAAGGUGAAAAUUACUUUAUUGGAUUUACUUUCCGAAGUGACGUAUUAAUUCAUGCGUGGUGUCACAGGGCAUUAAUACUUAAGUCUUUUGUAUUGUGAAGACAUUUUUAUGCUCUGAAAACCUUACCAAAAGCUAUUACAUUAGUCAUAAUCUUUUAAUAUCAAAUUUUAGAGAAACCCCCCCCCCCCUUUUUUUUUUUUAAGGUGCAUGCAAUUCACUGGGAGUUUUGCUUUGUGUUGCACACCGUGAUCAUUGCAGCAGGUUUAGUCUAGACCUCCAUGCUUUUCAUGUACGUUAACUGCAAACUCCUUACAAUUUGAAUUUGUAGACAUUAAUAUGUUGUCCCUUAUGUUAAGUCAACGCUAGUCCUGGAAUUUUUAAUGUGAAACUUUAACCUGUAGGGCAGUUAUGGUUAAUUCUCAGCAGUGCAACACACACUUCAUAUCAGGAACUGGACUGAGUAUUAUUAGGAAUGGAGAAUUAAUAGAGCUCCGGUGAGUUGUAGCAGUGCUGUUGCUCUGUAGCCAGACCAGUGUGAUUGGUUAGUUGGGGCGGAGAGAGAUUUUGUGCUGAUUUAAUAAAACACUAACCAUUCUCUUCUCCUGAACUCUACAAAUAAAAUAAUUACUAUAUGGUUCUAAUAACAACCAGAGGUGGACAAAGUACCCAACUAAGUUACUUAAGUCAAGGUACGGAUCCCACUGGUCAAAUGUUACUCGGAUACAAGUGAAAGUUGUACGGUCAAAUUUUUACUCAAGUUAAAGUACUGAAGUGCUUGCUUUUAAAAAUACUUAAGUAUUAAAAGUACAUUUUCUGUCAACACAUCAUUGUAUUAUUGCCACAGCGCUUACAAUACCUAAUACCUCUGAAGUAACUGACUGGAUUUACUGACUAGCUUGUAGAAUAAACGCCUGGUAGAAUGUUACAAAAUGAAACACAACUGAAAAAGA
Molecule: messenger RNA, 3120 nt
Organism: Neoarius graeffei (lesser salmon catfish)
Lineage: Eukaryota; Metazoa; Chordata; Actinopteri; Siluriformes; Ariidae
Gene: dnajc18
Product: DnaJ (Hsp40) homolog, subfamily C, member 18
Exons: 9
Coding region: 350-1576 (408 amino acids)
Biological process (GO): cellular response to misfolded protein
Cellular component (GO): endoplasmic reticulum membrane
Molecular function (GO): Hsp70 protein binding
Source: RefSeq, a predicted model, not a curated record